UAUCUCUUGUUGAACUUUAUACUAUUCUCUCAACCGACAGUGUGUACACCAAGGCAUUUAAAAUGUUAUUGUGUGGAAUAUUCAUAAUUUGUAUAAUUCCACUUGCUUCUUCAAACCAAACUAGCUUCUCUCUACAGGAUGUUGUGGCAAAAUUUGCUGGUUGGGAAGAAAGACUUCUGAAACAAGAAAAAUGGAUAAAGAAACAGGAUAUAAUUAUAAAAAAACAAAACAUGAAGAUAAACUUUCUUGAAAAACAAAUCGCUAAUCACAGUACGGCUAUACGUGAUUGCAGAUCUGGGCAAGGUUUAGUCACUCAAAGAAAUGAAGUUUCAGAAAAUCAUGAUCAUUCACGGAAUGUAAAAAAAUCGAUAGAUGGCAGCAUUGCAUUCUCAGCUUUCAUGAACCACGAUGCGGAUUUUGGUGCUGGACAAACCAUCAAAUUCAACCAGAUAAUUACAAACGAAGGAAAUGGAUACAACAUGCAUACAGGCGUUUUUACCUGUUCUGAAGCUGGAAUGUAUCUGUUCAUGUUCUUCAUAGGAGAGAGGGGAGAGAAAGAAGGCAUUACACAAAUGUAUGCAGAUUUAAAGGUAAAUAGCCAAAACGUUAUGGACGCUGUAGCAGAGACUAGGCAUAGUGCUGAAGAUGCUCAAGGCGGAAAUUCUGUGGUUAUAAGGUUAAAGCAGGGUGACGCAGUAUGGAUCAGUAAUAGAUACAAUGGUUUUCACAUUGAGGGUGAUGCUUCACGUAUUUCUUCGUUUACUGGACUUUUCUUAUACCCUUGAAAUAAAAUGGAAAGUUAGUUUGCAUUCUAAUGUUUAAUUAUAAUUAAAUUAAUACAAAGAUA
Molecule: messenger RNA, 847 nt
Organism: Ruditapes philippinarum (Manila clam)
Lineage: Eukaryota; Metazoa; Mollusca; Bivalvia; Venerida; Veneridae
Product: complement C1q subcomponent subunit B-like
Exons: 4
Coding region: 63-785 (240 amino acids)
Molecular function (GO): protein binding
Source: RefSeq, a predicted model, not a curated record